AUGAAUUGUCCAUCUAGGACCGACGACGUCGAAUUAGAACAUCCAACAUGGAACCAAAACCCGCCUUUCUUGGCGGCCGAUCUCACUACCUGCCAGGACCUUAAUGGGAUCGCCAACGCGAGAGAGCAUACAGGGGCCAACAAUGACGAGGUCGACUGCUUGUCUCCGGCUGUCAAAGCAACUCUCUUCGAAAAGCCUCCCGACGCUGUUGGCUCUCUGGUGUCCCGGGCGAGGGUCUCUGGACAUGCCUCGCUCUCCAAGACGGUUGCCAAUGGUGAUGGCAGCAACCGUCUUCCGACUGCCCCAGGAAAAUCUAGUCCUGCUACAUCCUCUCUCCGGAGCUGGACUACCUGGGGCCUUUCCGUCGCCAUCACCUCGUUCCUACUCUCCACUCUUGGUAGUACCUUUAGUGCGGGCGUCGGACAUUUUGCUCUUUUGACUAAUGCGUGUGGUAUUAAUGCAGCCAAGGCACCGGACUCGCGAAGCCCUGUGCCCUUGCGCAAAAGGUCGACCUGCCCGGGGAAUAACACGAAUGAGGACCUCUACAACACUCCACUUCACGUUGGGGCCGUCUUCAUCAUUUUGUUCGUCUCGACAAUGGCAUGCUCGUUUGCCCUGCUGGCAGCCCGCUUUCCCAAUUUUAAGCUUCCGCGGCGCUUCUUCUUCGUGAUUCGUCAUUUCGGCACCGGGGUUCUCAUUGCGACUGCGUUUGUCCAUCUUCUUCCUACUGCUUUUAUCUCGCUCGGAGAUCAGUGUCUCCCUGGCUUCUGGACCGAAGACUAUCCCGCCAUGCCAGGUGCUAUCGCCUUGGCGGGCAUCUUCCUGGUCAUUCUGGUGGAGAUGAUCUUUCACCCGUGCCGACAGAUUCGUCCCACGUCAGAGAGCAAUCUGACCGAUAGCCAUCCUGCAGCCACCAACGAAAUGGAUGAGACUAACACCACUAGCCCCUCACCAAAUCCGACAGGACCACUGCGAGACAUGGGUGUUUUGAUCGGGAGAACUUCAAGCAUUGGCCGCAGCCUCACUCGGGUCAAUGAUCAUCGCAACAUGGAUCACAUUUCAUCACCGGAGGUCCCUACAGAUAAGGAGCGGCAACUGCCCGUAUUGACCCAGCACGACACUGUUGUGUUAUCCAUGAGCACGCUGACUCCAGAUCAGAGGCUCCGGAAGGCCAGAUUACAGUGCGUUCUUUUAGAAGUCGGCAUUCUAUUCCACAGUGUUUUCAUCGGCAUGGCUCUUAGCGUCUCGAUCGGCAGUGAGUUCGUGAUCCUUCUGAUUGCCAUUGCCUUCCAUCAAACAUUCGAAGGCCUUGCUCUGGGAUCCCGCAUCGCCGGAAUCGACUGGCCGGAAGGCACGUGGCAGCCGUGGUUGAUGGCGCUUGCUUAUGGAUGCACGACUCCUAUUGGCCAAGCCAUUGGCCUUGCCACGCACUCCCUGUACAGUCCAAGUUCGGAGACCGGCCUUCUUGUUGUCGGCACUAUGAACGCCAUCUCAGCGGGCCUCUUAACAUUCGCGUCUCUGGUCGAACUGCUCUCCGAGGACUUUCUCAGCGACAACAGCUGGAACGACUUGCGAGGCAAGAACCGUGUCUUCGCCUCGCUGCUGGUCUUCUUCGGCGCCUUUGCCAUGAGUCUCGUUGGCGCGUGGGCGUAA
This is a messenger RNA of Exophiala aquamarina CBS 119918, 1653 nucleotides long. RefSeq lists its product as uncharacterized. The transcript has 5 exons. Gene Ontology annotation, biological process: zinc ion transmembrane transport. Gene Ontology annotation, cellular component: plasma membrane. Gene Ontology annotation, molecular function: zinc ion transmembrane transporter activity. The coding region runs from base 1 to 1653 and encodes 550 amino acids. NCBI's taxonomy places the organism in Eukaryota, Fungi, Ascomycota, Eurotiomycetes, Chaetothyriales, Herpotrichiellaceae. The record is from RefSeq and is a predicted model, not a curated record.